AAAGAACUCAAUCGCCUUAAUUACAGCUAACCCCUAAACUUCUUACAUCUUCAUAAAAUGACCCCUGACGUUUCCCUAGUCCACCCCUUACGUGAGCAGCUGUAAAGAUAUAUAGAGGCGAAGUUGGAGUGGAGGGAGGGAGGAGAUUUAGGCAGGGUUUUAAUUCUUCCCUGAAAUCUUUGUGAAAAAAUAUUUCUUUCUCAAAGCUGAAAAAAUUCUUGUCCGAUUUUCUCAUCCAUGGCUUCCACCCUUGAAAUCGAUGCUCGGGAUGUGGUCAAGAUAGUACUUCAAUUUUGCAAAGAGAAUUCCUUGCAUCAAACUUUUCAAACUCUACAAAAUGAGUGUCAGGUUUCUCUUAAUACGGUAGAUAGCCUCGAAACGUUUAUUGCUGAUAUUAAUAGUGGAAGGUGGGAUGCUGUGUUACCACAAGUCUCACAACUGAAGCUACCAAGAAAAAUACUGGAAGAUUUGUAUGAACAGAUCGUAUUGGAAAUGAUUGAACUUCGGGAAAUGGAUACAGCACGUGCUAUUCUACGUCAAACCCAAGUCAUGGGUUUUAUGAAGCAAGAGCAACCAGAAAGAUACUUGAGACUGGAGCAUCUACUUGUUCGGACAUAUUUUGACCCCAAUGAGGCUUAUCAAGAUUCAACUAAGGAGAAGAGGCGUGCCAUGAUUUCCCAAGCUCUUUCCAGCGAAGUCUCAGUUGUUCCACCCUCACGGUUGACCGCUCUGAUUGGUCAGGCUUUGAAGUGGCAGCAGCAUCAAGGAUUGCUCCCACCUGGAACGCAAUUUGAUCUAUUCAGAGGAACAGCUGCUAUGAAACAAGAUGAUGAAGAUAUGUAUCCUACAACCCUUGGACAUACCAUCAAGUUUGGGAAGAAAAGUCAUCCUGAAUGCUCUCGGUUCUCACCAGAUGGACAAUUUCUUGUUUCCUGCUCAGUUGAUGGAUUUAUUGAGGUUUGGGACUACAUAAGUGGGAAAUUGAAGAAGGAUCUCCAGUACCAGGCUGAUGAAACUUUUAUGAUGCAUGAUGAUCCUGUCCUAUGUCUUGAUUUUAGUAGAGACUCUGAGAUGCUCGCUUCUGGUUCGCAAGAUGGAAAAGUUAAGGUUUGGCGGAUAAGGACUGGUCAGUGCCUGCGUCGUCUUGAGCGUGCACAUUCUCAGGGUGUAACUAGCCUUUCUUUCUCUCGUGAUGGAACUCAGCUACUAAGUACUUCUUUCGAUGGCACUGCAAGAAUUCAUGGUUUGAAGUCUGGAAGAAUGUUGAAGGAAUUCCGUGGUCACACAUCGUACGUGAAUGAUGCAAUCUUUACCAACGAUGGAUCUCGCAUUAUCACUGCAUCCAGUGAUUGCACAGUCAAGGUGUGGGAUGUUAAGAGUACGGACUGCCUGCAGACUUUUAAGCCGCCACCCCCUUUAAGGGGGGGUGAUGCAUCUGUGAAUUCAGUCCAUCUUUUCCCAAAGAAUGCCGACCAUAUUGUGGUUUGUAACAAAACUUCUUCAAUAUAUAUCAUGACACAACAAGGACAGGUUGUAAAAAGCUUCUCCUCUGGUAAAAGAGAAGGUGGCGAUUUUGUGGCUGCUUGUGUGUCACCUAAAGGAGAAUGGAUUUACUGUGUGGGUGAAGACAGGAAUUUGUACUGCUUCAGCUAUCAAUCGGGCAAAUUAGAGCAUUUGAUGAAGGUGCAUGAGAAAGAUGUGAUAGGGAUUACACACCAUCCCCACAGGAAUCUUGUGGCCACUUAUGGUGAAGAUUGCACCAUGAAAUUAUGGAAACCUUAGGGAUUAAAAUUUUUUUCGUUCUUUUUUCCCCGGGAUGUUGAUCUGGUAACAACAAUACUUUUGUAAAAUUUAAGAAUUCAACAGUCCAAUUGCUUCUCUGUUUUGUGUCUGUUUUUAUUGCUUUAACUCCAUUUAUUCCUUUCGUUGUCCUAUGGUACUGGAUCUUACGUAAUUGUAUCACUUCAUAUAAUUAACGCCUUUUAUAUAUAAUAAUACACUAUCGAAUAAAUAAGCAAAUUUAUAUAUGAAGAAUUGCGUAAUAAGGGAGUGACAAAGCUACCAGUAAAAUAUAAAGGAAGCUACAUGUUACUUUUAAAAAAC
This is a messenger RNA of Oldenlandia corymbosa var. corymbosa, 2103 nucleotides long. Lineage: Eukaryota; Viridiplantae; Streptophyta; Magnoliopsida; Gentianales; Rubiaceae. The record is from the annotation of a GenBank genome assembly.